AUGUCGUAUUUAAUUCAUUCAUCAUCAUGUUUAUCAAUGGAUAAUUAUAAUCGAUCACUUAUAUCUAUCCAAACGAAUAGUAAAACCGAAAAACGACAUCAAAGCAAAGCCAUGCACACAUUUUUUGUCUUAAUUCUUGUAACAAUUUUGGCUCGACAUGGAUACACUCAAGUUCUUCCUCAGCCAGGUGUCUGUGGUAUUCCAUUAAUUAAACCAAAAUCUACAACACGUAUUGUUAAUGGUGAAGCAGCUAUUCCACAUUCGCGACCUUAUCAACUUUUAUUAGUUGGUUUCUUUCCAAAUGGAACAGCAAAAGCUUAUUGUGGUGCUAGUCUUAUUACAACAAAACAUGUACUUACAGCAGCUCAUUGUGUUGCUGGUUAUAAUGCACAAGAUCUUCGUAUAUUUCCUGGUCUUCAUAAUUUUACUUCAUAUGUUUUAAAUCCACAAAAUGGUAUUCCAGUACAAAAAUUCGUUUCUCAUGAAUCUUAUAAUGCUGGUCGUCUUACAAGUGAUGUUGCUAUCAUUCGUUUAGCCAGAGAACUUGUAGUUGAUAAUCAUCAGAUUGGUCUUAUCUGUCUACCUGAAGAAAAAGCUGCAGCGUGUGGAGUUGGCCAUCCUGUUGUUGCAAGUGGCUGGGGUGCAACAACAGGUGAUCCAAAUCGACCAAGUAAUAGUCGACCAGUUGAACUUCAACAAGUUGAUCUCCAGUGUGUUGAUGCUAACAGCAACGCUGGAUGUAAAUCAUUAACCUACCUCUUGAAUAUUAUUCGAGAACCCUCUAAAAUGUGUGCUUAUAAUCCAGGAAAAUCAGUUUGCUUUGGUGAUAGUGGUGGUCCACUUGUACGAGAAAAAACUCAUCCUGAUGGAAGAAAAUAUUUUGAACAAGUAGGUAUUAUGUCUGGCACAAAGGAUUGUUCAUUCACAGGGCCAUAUCCAGAUAUUUAUGCCGAUGUUAUCUAUUUUAUGUCAUGGAUUACUAAACAAGUUCAAGCAUCACCAUAA
This is a messenger RNA of Rotaria sordida, 1005 nucleotides long. NCBI's taxonomy places the organism in Eukaryota, Metazoa, Rotifera, Eurotatoria, Philodinida, Philodinidae. The record is from the annotation of a GenBank genome assembly.